Molecule: messenger RNA, 1230 nt
Organism: Mercenaria mercenaria
Lineage: Eukaryota; Metazoa; Mollusca; Bivalvia; Venerida; Veneridae
Exons: 2
Coding region: 146-739 (197 amino acids)
Source: RefSeq, a predicted model, not a curated record
AAUUAUUCCAUCACCGCAGACUAUUUAAGUCAGGCUCGAGUUUGAAGAGGACAUAUCAUCAGAUGCGGUGCUGAAAUAUUUUCAAGUCCUCUGCAUGGUGUAUUAGGUUAUACAACACUGCUGGAUAAAAUCAUCUAGGACAGUUAUGAAACUUGAACUAUAUUCGUGCUUUUUACUUCAUCUGUUUGUUUCCAGUGGCGCUUGGCCAAGAUACGGAAGGCCACAUCCUUUAUACAACAGAAGACAGCAGCAAAUAAAUGAAAAUAUUUUUACAAAUGCUAUUCUUCUCGGAUUAGAUUUCAAUGAAAUACUGGCAUUACAAAUGAUUUUUGGACAAGGGUAUGGCUUCGGUAAUUUUGGUCUGCCAAACAAUGGUUUUACGAUGAACGCUUAUGAACGUAAAAGAGCUAGACAGGAUAUAGACACUCUAACGGCUCUAGGGGUUAUUGAAGGCCCCGAGGAAGCGGCUUUAUUAGGUGGGUUAAAUGGCAAAAAUUCACCCGAGGCAUCGGAUAAUCCUGGUGGCAAAGAUAGAGGCGAAAAUGGUAAGAAGAAGUCACGGGCUGAAGGUGAAGGCGAAAAUGGUAAGAAGAAGCCACGGGCUAAAGGUCAAGAUAAAGGAAAGGGAAAAUCUAAAAGUAAAAGACAAAGCAAACAAGGACCUGUGUCUGGAAAGGUCAGGCUUGCAGUCCGACCUGCAAGAAGUAGCAAAGGUAGCAAAGGAAGGCAGGUGCUGUAGAAGAAGUUUAAAUUGGUGUGGCGAGUUGUUUGACAGAUGUUUGAUUGAAGCUAAUGCAGAUAGGAUGUAAGUCGAUGGUAUUUUUAUACACCAGACGAUUUAUUAGCAUUCCCUGCCACCAGUUAUAUAUAUGCACUCACUGGAACUAACGAAAAACAAAUAUGAUAUUGGUAAAUGAUUAACUUGGAAAGGAAAUAGAACAUUACAAUCAAUAAACCAUUUUUGAGUGGUUCAACUUGAUAUGGAAUACCUCAAAAGGGCUUAUACUGAGACAAAGACUUGGAUAGUAAAGCUAUUACAUGUUGCAAUAUUGCUGAUACAGAAACUGGUUAAUUGGAGAAUACUUUAAUGAGUAAAUAUCGUUUUAUUGUGACCUACUAAAUUCAGUAUCUGUAAACUUUGCAAACAAACAUCAUAAUUACGACAGGAUAGUCAGACGGUUAUCAAAUAUUUGUGUAAAAACGUAUAUGUGCAAUAAUUUCUAAAUAUCA